Molecule: messenger RNA, 834 nt
Organism: Paramecium tetraurelia
Lineage: Eukaryota; Ciliophora; Oligohymenophorea; Peniculida; Parameciidae
Exons: 3
Source: RefSeq, a predicted model, not a curated record
AUGGAUUCAAGUGACUCAUAAGAAGAUUCAUAUUAAAAAGAUUCGUUACUCGAAAUACUCAGAAUUGAAUAAUUCAAAAAUGAUAAUGAAAGGGGGAAAUUAUCAAUCGAUUUUUCUAAUCAAGUGUUGAACUUAGGAAUGUUUAAAAAGCAAAAACAAACUUACAUAUAAAAUACAAAUCACACCAAAGAAUUAUAUAUUUCUGUGAUUAAAAAUCAUAGAUCAAUUAGUUUAUUAUGUAAAAUCAACAUCUUGAGUCAGGAGCAGAGGAAUUUAUACAGUCCAAAAAAGAAAACUAUGGGACCUGAAGAUUAUUAGUUAGAAUAGUAAGUCCAGAGAGUCUGUAACACUGUAAGAAGGAAAAGCUGUAUCUGCUUAUUAUGUGGUCAUUAAGGCGAUUUUGAAAAACGCAUGAACACUUUUUAAGUGAAAACCUAGCAAUAAAUAAACAGUGAAAUGAGGUUAUUAAAGUACAACACAAGAAACCAAUUUAAGCAAUAAACUUUAAUUAGACUACACAAAAUAAAACAAUUAUAAAACUAAAAAUGUCACAAUUCCAGUCUUUCAGCUUAAUUAGACAAUUAAAUACAGUUUAAUUAAACUCCAACAAUCGCACCAGCCAUAGUUGAGGUUUAAUUGAAAUUCAAGAAGAAAACAGCAAGUCAACCUGUAGUGCUAAAGCAAUUCUUACCUACUACAAAAAAUUAUUAUGUGAAAUAGUUUCAUCUUACCUCGAGAACAAAAACUAACAAUACUCCAACAUAAAACACCUUGCCAUCUCUUAAGACUUUGAGUUAAAGUAGAAGAAAUCUGUUUGAUAAUAAAUAUUAUUGA